This is a messenger RNA of Sclerotinia sclerotiorum 1980 UF-70, 876 nucleotides long. RefSeq lists its product as hypothetical. The record is from RefSeq and is a predicted model, not a curated record. Gene Ontology annotation, cellular component: precatalytic spliceosome. The transcript is spliced from 2 exons. Lineage: Eukaryota; Fungi; Ascomycota; Leotiomycetes; Helotiales; Sclerotiniaceae. Gene Ontology annotation, biological process: RNA splicing. Bases 1 to 876 code for a protein of 291 amino acids.
AUGGCAGAACCACCAAGGAGAAGACAACGUCCUGAUAGUACAAAAAUGUGGGAGGAAAGUGAAAAGCGUGGUCCUGCUCGAGACAGAGAUGAUAAAAAUGACCGAGGAGAUCGACGUGAUGAUAGAAAUCGCAAUCAUGACCGCAAUCGCAGAGAUAGAAGUAGAUCACCGCGCGACUCGAGGGAUCAUAGACGCAGUUCAUAUAGGGAUAGGGAUAGGGAUCGAGAACGAGAACGAGACCGUGGUGGCCGGAGAGAUGAUCGAGAUGGGCGCGACAAUGACAGAAAUAGAGACUACCGAGAGAGGAAUAAUGAGAGAUCAGGUAGAAAAGAUGGUCAUCGAACAGAUGUGCCAGAUAGGACCAGAGGUGAGUUUAUGCCAGAUGCCCUUUCGCAGACGAUGUUUGCAUUGAGAGGCACACCUAACAUUGGUAAAGAGGAUAUUCGGCAAUCUCGAGAGAAGGAUGAGGAUAGAAAUGGUAGAAAAGGUAAAGAUGAGACUUCACGGAGGAGCGAAUGUACGGAUGAUCGAAUUACUCCACAACCAGUAAGCUUCAGUAUUGGGGCUGGUCACACAACUACAGGUCAAGAUCACGAUCGGAUGGAUAUUGAUGGUGGAAACAAGAAGAAGAAAUCACAACCCAAGAAGAAGAUAGAGGAGGAAGUAGAGGAAGAGGACGAUGAUAUUGUGGUUGAGGAUGAUGGAAUGGCAGCUAUGCAAGCAAUGAUGGGAUUUGGAGGAUUCGCAACUACGCAAAACAAACAGGUGCCAGGAAAUAAUGUUAGUGCUGUGCGAAAGGAGAAGAAGACAGAGUAUCGACAAUACAUGAAUAGGGUUGGAGGAUUCAAUAGACCUUUGAGUCCAAGUAGGGAUUAA